Messenger RNA from Talpa occidentalis (Iberian mole), 2727 nucleotides. RefSeq names its product inter-alpha-trypsin inhibitor heavy chain 1 (gene ITIH1). The record is from RefSeq and is a predicted model, not a curated record. The coding region runs from base 1 to 2727 and encodes 908 amino acids. NCBI's taxonomy places the organism in Eukaryota, Metazoa, Chordata, Mammalia, Eulipotyphla, Talpidae. The transcript has 22 exons. Gene Ontology annotation, molecular function: serine-type endopeptidase inhibitor activity. Gene Ontology annotation, biological process: hyaluronan metabolic process.
AUGAUCAGCACCAUGGGGCUGCGGGGGCUGCUGUUCGUGUGCCUGGUAUCCCUCCUCACCCUGCAGGCCAUGCCAGCUUGGGGUUCACCUACAGGCAGGCCCAAAGGCAGCAAGAAGCGACAGACUGUGGACACAUCUGUUGAUGGCGUGACUAUCCGGAGUUUGAAAGUCAACUGCAAAGUCACCUCUCGCUUCGCCCACUAUGUCAUCACCAGUCAAGUGGUCAACAACGCUGAUGUAGCCAAGGAAGUGGCCUUCGAUGUGGAGAUUCCCAAGACGGCCUUCAUUAGUGACUUUGCCAUCACUUCAGAUGGAAACGCAUUCGUAGGGGACAUAAAGGACAAAGUGAAAGCGUGGAAGCAGUACCGGAAAGCAGCCAUCUCAGGAGAGACUGCUGGCCUUGUCAGGGCCUCAGGGAGAACGAUGGAGCAAUUCACCAUCCACAUCACCAUUGGUCCCCAGAGCAAGGCCACGUUCCAGCUGACCUACGAGGAGGUGCUGAAGCGGAAACUUAUGCAGUACGACAUUGUCAUCAAAGUCAAGCCCAAGCAGCUGGUGCAUCAUUUUGAGAUUGACGUGGACAUCUUUGAGCCUCAGGGGAUCAGCAAGUUGGAUGCCAAAGCCUCCUUUCUCCCCAAGGAAUUGGCCAGCCAGCUUAUCAAAAAGUCCUUCUCAGGGAAAAAGGGUCAUGUAUCUUUCCGCCCCACCAUGAGCCAGCAGCAAUCCUGUCCCACCUGCUCUACAUCCUUGCUGAAUGGGGACUUCAGGGUGACCUAUGAUGUCAAUCGAGACAAGCUCUGUGACCUCCUGGUCGCCAAUAACUACUUUGCCCACUUCUUUGCCCCUCAAAACCUGACAAACUUGAGUAAGAACCUGGUUUUUGUGAUCGAUAUCAGCACCUCCAUGGAAGGCCAGAAACUGAAGCAGACUAAGGAGGCGCUCCUUAAAAUCCUGGGGGACAUGCGGCCAGAUGACUACUUUAACCUGGUCCUCUUUGGGUCUGAAGUGCAAGCUUGGAGGGACUCAAUGGUGCCAGCGACCACAGCUAAUCUGCAAGCGGCUCAGCAUUUUGUGCGUCACUUCUCCCUGGCAGGGGCCACAAAUCUGAAUGGAGGUUUGCUCCGGGGAAUUGAGAUCUUGAACAAAGCUCAGGAAAGCCUCCCAGAACUCAAAAACCAUGCCCCAAUUCUCAUCAUGUUGACAGAUGGCGAGCCAACAGAAGGGGUGACGGACCGUUCCCAAAUCCUCAAGAACACCCGCAACGCCAUAAAGGGCAAAUUCCCGCUCUACAACUUGGGCUUUGGCCAAAACGUGGACUUUAACUUCCUGGAUGUCAUGUCCAUGGAGAACAAUGGACGGGCCAAGAGAAUCUACGAGGACCACGAUGCCACCCAACAGCUGCAGGGUUUCUACAAUCAGGUAGCCAAUCCCCUGCUGAUGGAUGUGGAGUUGCUCUACCCACCGGAUACUCUCUCGGCCCUGACCCAGCACCGUCAUAAACAGUACUAUGAAGGCUCAGAGAUCAUGGUGGCAGGGCGCAUCGCUAAGGACAAACUUAGCAGCUUCAAGGCUGACGUGCUGGCCCGUGGGGAUGGCCAAGAAUUCAAGACCACCUGCCUGGUGGAUGAGGAUGAGAUGAAGAAACUGCUCCGAGAGCGGGGCCACAUGUUUGAAAACCACAUUGAGCGCCUCUGGGCCUACCUUACCAUCCAGGAGAUGCUGGCCAAACGAAUGAAGUUGGAGGGGGAGGAGAGAGCCAAUCUGUCUGCAGAGGCCCUGAAAAUGUCUCUGGACUACCAGUUUGUGACCCCGCUGACCUCCAUGACCAUCAGGGGCAUAGAAGACCAGGAUGGCCUAGAGCCCAUCAUUGACAAACCCCCUGAAGAUUCUUGGCCCUUGGAGAUGCAGGGACCCAGGAGGACGUUCUUGCUGUCGGCCUCGCAGCCUUCUCCGUCGGUCUCCAGCCCUCGUGUCCAACGGUUGCCAAAACAAGUGACCAGUGUGGACACUGACCCUCACUUCAUCAUCCAUGUGCCUGAGAAAGAGGAUCCCCUGUGCUUCAAUAUCAAUGAGGAGAAUGGAGUGGUCCUAAACCUAGUGCAGGACCUUAACACAGGCUUCUCAGUGAACGGGCAGCUCAUUGGCAACACAGCCAGGAGCCCUGGACAGCAUGAGGGCAUGUACUUGGGGCGUCUGGGGAUUGCAAACCCAGCAACAGGUUUUCAGUUGGAAGUGACCCCUCAGAAUAUUACGCUGAACCCUGGCUCUGGAGGGCCCGUUUUCUCUUGGAGGGACCAGGCUUCGCUGCGACAAGACGGGAUAGUGGUGACCAUCAACAGGAAGAGGAACCUGGUGGUGUCAGUGGAGGACAAGGGGACCUUCGAGGUUGUUCUGCACCGGGUGUGGACAACCUCUCAUCAGGACUUCCUGGGCUUCUACGUGCUGGAUAGUCAGGGGAUGUCAGCGCGGACACAUGGGCUGCUGGGACAAUUCUUCCACCCCUUUGAUUAUCAAGUGUCUGACCUUCAUCCAGGCUCUGACCCCACAAAGAUAGAUGCCACACUGGUGGUGAAGAGCCGCAGGCUGACAGUCACCAGGGGCUUGCAAAAAGACUACAGGAAGGACCCCCGGCACGGGACUGAGGUGACCUGCUGGUUUGUCCACAACAAUGGGGCUGGACUGAUUGACGGCGUUCACACUGACUAUAUUGUCCCUGACAUCUUCUGA